Dryobates pubescens (Downy woodpecker) is the source of this 1701-nucleotide messenger RNA. RefSeq names its product cAMP responsive element binding protein 3 like 4 (gene CREB3L4). Bases 1 to 1701 code for a protein of 566 amino acids. The transcript is spliced from 10 exons. Gene Ontology annotation, molecular function: RNA polymerase II cis-regulatory region sequence-specific DNA binding; DNA-binding transcription factor activity, RNA polymerase II-specific. Lineage: Eukaryota; Metazoa; Chordata; Aves; Piciformes; Picidae. Gene Ontology annotation, cellular component: nucleus. Gene Ontology annotation, biological process: regulation of transcription by RNA polymerase II. The record is from RefSeq and is a predicted model, not a curated record.
AUGGGGUCCCGUUGCCGAAGCCUCUCGCUGCUGCUCCCCGGUGCCUCCGAGACACGGUACUGGGGCAGCGGCAGCCGCAGCCCCAGCUCGGCUCUCCCCGGUACGCCGGCCGGCCCCGCAUGCCCUCCCUUCCAAACACAUUUCCGGGUCCCCGGUAGAAGAGGGAAAGCCCCGAGGCACGCCGGGGGCGGGGGAAGCCGGUGCUGCCUGUCGGUGUCAGGCUGCGGGGGUGGGACUUGGCUGGGCUUGCCCAGGAUACCGGAGAUCCUGGUGCGCGGCCCCGGCAGCGGGCGGCGGCGGCUGCGCAACCCGCAGCAAAGCGGUGGCCGGUACGGCCCGAGGAGUGCCAGGAGCGGGGGGGGUCACAUCCCGUCCCCGCUGCACCGGGGCACGGAGCGGGCAGAGCGUCCCGCGGUCCCUUGCCAGGAUCUGCCGGGAGCAGCACCGACUGACAACUCCCGGUCCGGAGGGUCCCCGGGCACCCAGCGCGGGGUCCUGCCCCCGCCCAGCUCAGCCCUCGGGCCGGGCGAUGGAGCCGGAGGCCCCGGAACUCCCGGAGCCGCAGGAAGAGCCCUUCCCGGGCAGCAUCUGCCCCGACUCCCCCUUCGGGGGCUGGCGACUCGCGGAGGAUGCCGUGAGUCGGACAGCAAAGCCGAGGAGCUGCUGCAGCUGGCGGCGAACCCCGAUGAGGUCUGCGGCCUGGGGGGCCGCCACCUGCCCUCCCCGGACCCCCCGCGACCUGAGGACCCGAACCCCACCCCCCUCUUCGAGGUGGUUUGCGACCUCAGCGCUCCCCUGAGCGGCGGCGUCGUCUCCAUACAGCUGGGUCAGUGGGGUCGAGACCCAGGGCAAGGCUCAGCCUGCGGCGGGAAGGGCGCAGGGUCGCAUCCUGCGGGCGCGGGGCAGGAGCUGAGCGACUGCCCGGGGUCGGGGCGGCCCUCCCCAGCAGAGGACUGGCUGUGCCCUGCACUGCUCCCCGGCUCCUGCAGCAUCAGCGACCUGCCCCUGCCGGCCCCCAGCCCCGCGCAGCUUCGCCUGACAGAGGAGGAGAAGAGGCUGCUGGCACAGGAGGGGGUGAUGCUGCCCAGUGCCCUGCCCCUCACCCAGGCUGAGGAGAGGAUCCUGAAGAAGGUGAGGAGGAAGAUCCGCAACAAGCAGUCUGCCCAGGACAGCCGGCGCAGGAAGAAGGAGUAUCUGGAUGGGCUGGAGAGCAGGGUGGCUGCGUGCUCAGCCCAGAACCAGGAGCUGCGGAAGAGAGUCCAGGAGCUGGAGAAGCUCAAUGGGUCCCUGCUGUGGCAGCUGCAGGCACUGAUCAAGCAGACGUCCAACAAGGCUGCCCAGACCAGCACCUGUGCCCUGAUCCUGCUCCUGUCCCUGGGACUCAUCCUCUUCCCCAGCUGCAGCCCCUUCCGCUGGCGGACAGAGGGCAGCCAGGGUGGGCAGAAGCCCACUGGAGUGAUUUCCAGGCACAUCCUGACCCAGGGGGAGCUGCUGGGACCAGCUGGAGAAUCCCAGUCCCCGGUGCCAGGGUGGCUGUUGGCAGAAGCGCCAGGACCAGUGGCUGCCAUGGAGGAUGGAGCUGAAGGGGGGCACAGGGGUGGGGGGCUCCUCCCUGACAGGGAACUGGGCACCAACUCUUCAGAGCAGGCCACCCCAGGGGAUGUGGGGACAGCAAAACAGGGACAUGGGGAUGAGAUGUGA